Mya arenaria is the source of this 2394-nucleotide messenger RNA. Its product is annotated as coiled-coil domain-containing protein 103-like. Gene Ontology annotation, cellular component: outer dynein arm. The transcript is spliced from 4 exons. The record is from RefSeq and is a predicted model, not a curated record. Bases 130 to 846 code for a protein of 238 amino acids. NCBI's taxonomy places the organism in Eukaryota, Metazoa, Mollusca, Bivalvia, Myida, Myidae. Gene Ontology annotation, biological process: epithelial cilium movement involved in extracellular fluid movement; determination of left/right symmetry; inner dynein arm assembly.
AAAAAAUAUAGUAAACUUCCGGUCAAAAUAACAUGUUUCAACAGUUUCAGUAAAAAAGGCGAUUUAAAGUCACAUUUUAUUUGUUUUUGAAUCGACAAACAACACGAGUUGGUACCAAAUUAAUAAAAAAUGUCUGCCACUAAUAAAGGAGAAGCAACAAUGAUAUCACACGAUGACGACAAAGCCAUUAACUUUAAGAGGCUGGAACAAGAGCUGGAAAAUGCCGUCGAGGGUGAAGCAAGAUAUUGGCGAGAAAAUGAUGCCAAGUUCCGUGCAGUGCACCAGAAAGUUGCAACCUAUGAUGAGUUUAGGGACAUAGUCAAGGCCUCCCACCUUAAACCCCUUGAGAAAGAAGAUAAACUAACAGACAUCAAGUUCAUACAACCAUGGAACUCACAAGCCAAUAAAAGACAGGAAGACGGCAAUAAGAAAGCCACUGAGGAUAUACCCAAGGGUAAAGAGUACCCAACGUCUGGACAAGCCUUUAUUCGUGAGUGGCGUCGAUUCAACAAAGAUACAACACAACAGUACGACUACCUGAUCGAGCUUGGCGGGGAACAAUUACGAAAGAUUUUCAAACCUGAGAUUGGCUUUGGACUCCUUGGUGAAUUUGCAAACUGCUUAGAUUGUGAGCUGAAAAAUGAGGAUUUCAAGAAUGUGAUUAAUAUUCUGCAAGAAUUGUGUGAAACCAACAGGUUUUCGUUGACUGUGCAGUUUUUAAGUUCAAAGGAGAAAGGGUAUUUGAACAGUUUGGUUGUGAAAUUGAAAAAUAUGGCCUCAGAUGUAGAAAACUUUGAAAGUGAAGUUUUGACAGAUCUCCAAACGAAAUAUGAAAUAAAACAGUGAUAUAUCUACGACAAUAAUUAAAAUUGCAAUUUGCAUGUGAUUGCAUGUUUGAUUUGUUCUUAUAGUUUUUGUAUUGAAUUCUUAAGACAUAUAAGGUACAUAACUUAAAGUGGUUUAAUGUGCAACUGAUAAUUGCUGUUAACAGAUAUGCAUAUUUUCAAAGCAAUACAUGUACAUGCCAAUAAAUAUUAUUAAGUUCGUCUUUUGCAACAUAACACUGGUUUAUUUAUGCAUUUCAUUGAAAUGGUAUGAAAACUCAUUUAUCUACGGUACAUGUAUUAUAAUAUUACUUCAAUCAUUGGUCAAGUUCUCACUAAGGACUCAGGGUUGUUCGGUUAGCACACUCGUUUCCCACCGUGAGCUGCAUUUAACCAGCCAUGCGUUCAUUAAAGGCUAACGUUACCAAAUGUAAGCAAACUGUUUUGUUUUGUAUCCCUGUUGCCACAUAAGACAAACACUGCAAGCAGAGAACCAAACAGCAAAACGUUCGCAUUAAACAUAUUUACUGAACACAUGCUGAAGUUUGUCUUAUAUAGUUAAUGUUUGAAUGAUCAGAUUUAUGUAUAAACUGUAAUUGAUAUAAAAGAUGUGUAAACUACCCUAUAAUAUUAACUAAAUUGCCUUUCUUUCACUAUUUUGACUUGUUAUCCUCAAAGUUGUUAAUGAAUUAACCCCUCGUCACUGCGCCAUUAUGUGUCCUUAUGAAGUAAAAGUAUGGUGAAAAUAUUUUAUUGUAGUUGUCAAUUUAUCUACAAGUGAUGUUUAUCCACUCGGACAUUUAUACCCUAACCUUACGCUACUGGUAGACCAUUAAACUUUUAUUUAACUAUUUUUAUUAGUAUACUCUAUGAUACCAAAAUUGCAGAAGAAACCCAAUCUUGUACAGUCAAGAAAAAAAAAAUGAUGGCGUAACCACUCAGCUGCAGGGACUGGUAUAUAUCUUAUUGGAUAUUAUAUCAUUUAUUUAAUUCCUUCAAAGCAUCACAUGAUAAUGUCAAUCAACCAAUCACCUACAGCCUUUUGCUAAAUUCCGUUAUGUAUGGUUUUGGAAAUCAUGCACUUCAAAGAUAAUUUUUGGGCAUAUAUCAAAAUUCAUUGAAGGGUUCCAGCUGUCAGUUUCUUAGUUUUAACACUCCUGAUGCUUUGACACACAUGAUUUCAUACAUAUUUAAAAAAUGUUCCAUAAAAAGUGCAUUUUAUGAGCAAGUCCCUUUAAGCGCAUGGCUUGGUUUCUUAGCUGAAGGGGUUAUGUUUGGAAAAUAUAACAAUGAAUUCAAAGUCAAAAUUACAUGAUUCUAGAUUGUUUAUUUUAAACUUUUUAUAGGCUUAUAGCUAGUUCAUAGCAUAUAAUAAAAUCAUGGAUAUGUGUUAUAUUUUAACUACUAUCAUGUAUGGAAACAAUGCAGAAUGUAUACAUUACCCAAAAGGGAGCCUUUUUGCCAGGUCACUUAUUGGAAGUUGUUAGUCAGAGAUGGUCAACUUAAUCCAUUGAAUGUUUAAUAUAAUAUAUUCAACCAUGUACUUUUAUUCAACAGCGAAAUAUAAUCC